AAGGCGACGCCAGCUGCUGGGCGGCCCCCGCUCCGCUUUCCCCGGGCAGCGGGAGAUCCGCGGUGUCUGGGGUUGAGCGCCCCGAGGGGUGACCGGGCCGGGGGCCAGGACCCCCGCUCGCCGCCUCUGGGGCCGCGCCGAGCCGCUCCCUCAGGCCAGCGCCGGCCGUCGCUCCGCGCAACGGCGCCGACGCGGGGAGUGCGCGCUGGGCGGGGGCCGGCGGCGGCAUGGGGGAUGGCGGCGGCGGGCGAGCGGCAGGCCCCGACCGGCUGGCGCUGGAGCUGGGGCGAGAGAGGCGGAAGAAGGAAAUCCUUGAAAUCUCAAUAUUUGAACUAGGAAACACUGUAAGAGAGCUGGAAAAAAGACUUUGCUGUGUUGAAGAUGAAGGUAAUGAAUGGAAAACCAGAUAUGAGACACAAGUAGAAUUGAACAAACAGCUAGAAAGGCAAAUAAAUAUUCUUCAGGACAAGAUGGAGCUUAUUCGUGGAAAUCCAGCAGAUAAACUGUCCAUUGUUCGCACCUUUGAUCAAAUGCCUGUGGGUUCCUUAAAGGAGGUUCUUAAACAACUAGAAGAAGAGAAGAAAAGGCUCCAGAAUCAGCUAAAAGACUAUGAACUUAGCCUGGAACAAGAAGCAAAGGCUUACCACAAAGCUAACAAUGAGCGGCGCAUAUACCUCUCAGAGAUUUUACAGACCUCAGCUACACUUAAAAUCAUUGAAAGGCAAAAAACAAAUGCUCUGACUGGCAAGAGAGAAAACCAGAUACUAAGAGGGAGGUACAGUGUUCCAGGAAACCCGAAGAAGGUUAAUCCUCAAAAAGGAUCAAUUAAAAAGACUUUAGGAGUGAAGCAACUUCCCAAACUAAAGCACUAAUUUAAUAUCAAUGCCAAGAACUUCCAAUCAUUUAAAAAACACCACCAAAUUUAACGGAGCGUUUCCAAAUUGAAAAUGAAGGUAUUUGUGCCAAACCCAGAUUGGCAUGUCGUCUUAAUGGCACUUAAUGUAAGUGAUCCUUUGCCUGACAGAAUUGUUCUUCUAGUUGCCAUCUUUGUUCUGGUGAUCUCUGACCCUUUCCAUUCUGGUUCUUAUCAGUGAUUCUGUGUGCCAGGAUGUUGGAAGCCUUGGAGAAUGUUUAAUGUCUUUGUACGCUAAGUAGAUUCUUUAACUUUUUGACUACACGGCAGCCAUUGAAAACAGACAAUCCUGGAACAUUUUUGACCUCUCAGCCAGGAAGAAGAAAAAGGCAUGCUGAUGUAACCUGAAGUAUUGUAUCAACACCCAAACCAAUAAAUCUCAGAUACAGUUCCAUCCAAGAGCAUGCCCAUUCAAUAUAGGCAGCAAAAAGAACUUCUCAAGUAGUCUGAUGUUGGUACAGCUGAACAUGCCUUUCAUUUGGCUUUUAGAAAGACCAACAGCGUAGUUUGCUAGCCAGUCUGAUUUCUUACAUGAUACCAUACGGUAGAGUGCCUUUACAGUUUAAAGUUAUAUUCUACAAGCUUUAUUACUGUAGCAGAGAAGACAGAACACCUCCAAUUGUAACUCUUUCAGAGGCUGGCUUACCACAGCUCCUGUGUUGACCGCCACUUUGCCUGCACGGUUUAGAAGCACAGCACCAUUGCCAGCUACUUUAGGCGCUGGUAAUGGGUAGAAAUGAAAGAAAAACAGAACACUUUAUUAAGGAUUCUUCAGAGCCUAUCUUGUGGAUGGGUUGUUUCUUUUAAACACUGUAUACACAUUAUGUUUCCUGAUAUUGGUAUGUUGCUAUUUUAAAUUUGAACUCUCAGAUGAACCUUUGUAUCCACAGUCUGGGUUCCGUAAAAAUCUCUAUGUAUUCUUCAGUGGCACUGAUCUGUGUAUUUUGAGGAUCCAAAACAGUGCCAGUAUUUAAAGUAAUCUCUUCAAAUAAAGUAGAACUACUUUGUAUUUUAAUUCUUAAGCAUGCAAUUAUUGUUGCAGUUUCACUACCUACACUUUAGUCAUUAAACUUCAGCAGAAUUUUUCUAAGUGGCAACAGGAAAAAUGUUUUGGUAAUGAAGCUUCAAGCCUUUGGGUUACAUCUUAAAAGCUCUUGGCAGAGCAAACGUGAUUGCUUGACUGUCCUUUAUUAUUUUUAAGAGCAUCCCUAGCUCUUUUCAGUAUCUAACAAAGCUUUUUGCCUUUUUAAGAGCAGUACUAAUAGUUCCUUAUUACUGGCAGCAUUAAAGUGAGGCUGUAAUUAAACUCAUACAAAAAGAUCAGUGAUGGCAUUCUAAAAUGCAGAGAGAAAAGGCCUGCAGUAUUGUACAGCAUAUUCUGUAUGGAAACCCCAUUUUUUCCCUCUUUCAUAGCAUGAGGCUUAUUUCAGGUAUUUCUUAUGUUACUGUGAUGCACCUGGUAUUAUUCUUCCAUAAGCAGGGUGGCCUGCCUGGCCAGUUUUUUAGUCACAGUCACAGCUGAAAGCAUAGCAGAGCUGAUCAGGUUAGCACUCUUCUGUUUCUGUUUUUCACAUGGAAAAAUUCCAAAUUUUGAUUGUGCUGGCAUUUGUCAUCGUGAAGGAGAGGGAAAAAAUCACCAUAAUGGUCCUGUUGGCAUAAAAGACAAGGGACAUCUGCAGUAGUGAAAAAUACCCAGUUCUUGGAUUCAUGCAGCAGACAUUUACUACUGCUGUCUCUGAAUCAAAUGUUAGUCAAUGCACUUGAGUCUGGUCCCAGUAGCACCUCAAAAUAACUGGGAACAUUGCACAAAUAUGGUAGAAUGGCACUUAUGCACAGCAGGAGACUUGGGUGCUUCCCUCAUGGGUAGUCCUUACUGAGGACUUAAAAAGAGACUUUUUUUUUUUU
Molecule: messenger RNA, 2818 nt
Organism: Falco peregrinus (peregrine falcon)
Lineage: Eukaryota; Metazoa; Chordata; Aves; Falconiformes; Falconidae
Gene: CCDC169
Product: coiled-coil domain containing 169
Exons: 8
Coding region: 228-872 (214 amino acids)
Source: RefSeq, a predicted model, not a curated record